AUGUCUAGCACGUACUUCAUCCGAGGAGCGACGGUGGUGUCCAUCGACCCCGUGAUCGGGACCGUUUCUGACUGCGAUGUACUCAUUCAGGGGGAAGACAUCAAGGCCGUCGGUCCAAACCUCGAAGCACCAAACGACGCUGUCAUCAUCGACGGCACCGAUGCCAUUGUAUCGCCCGGUUUCGUCGACACUCAUCGACACACUUGGCAGAUCCAGUUACGUUGCGUCACUUGUGACUUCAGUCUGUUCGAGUAUUUCCUUCACAUCCGCAACAAGUUUGGAUCAUGCUACCUUCCGGAGGAUGUCUAUCUAGGAAACUACUGUGGCGCUCUUGAGUCGCUGGAUAAUGGUAUCACCUGCCUCGUGGAUCAUUGCCACAUUCUGAACUCCCCUGAUCAUUCAGAUGCCGCCGUCCGCGGCUUGCAGGAUGCUCAAAUCAGAGGAGCGUUCUGCUACGGGCUUUACAGAAAUCCAAAGUACGCCUGGACACCCGACGGAGUGCUCACGGAUGCGGCCGAGCCUGACUGGCGGCUGGACGAUGCUAAACGGGUCCGAGAAAAGUUUUUCAGUCGAGAAAAUGCAGCAACUGACCUUCUGCGUUUUGGUUUUGCUCCAGCCGAGAUUGAGCGCUCCUCUUUGGAACAGAGCAUCAAGGAAGUCGAGUACGGGCGCUCACUGGGGGCGGCGGUGAUCACGGCACACGCGUCAAUGGGAAAGUACGACAAAGGUUAUCACCUGGUUCGCAGACUACAUGAGCGCAAACUCCUCAAGCCAGAUCUGCUCCUGAGUCACUGUGCAUCCCUCCAUGAUGACGAGCUGCAAGCGGUGCGGGAGACAGGCGUAUCUUUGUCAUCGACACCGGAUACAGAGCUGCAGAUGGGGAUGGGCCAGCCCGUGGCCUUCAAAGCGCGCAAGCAUGGCUGCAUUUGCAGCAUCGGCGUGGACAUUGUGUCGAAUAACCCUGCCGACAUGUUUCAGCAAAUGCGCCUCAUCUUGCAAGCCCAACGACACAAGGACAAUGAAGCGGCAGACGGCUCGCCUCUCAAGGUGUCGCAUACGUGCUUUGACGUGUUGACGCUGGCCACUCUAGGCGGCGCCGAAGCGAUGGGCCUUAAAGAAGUGGUGGGGAGUGUCACUCCAGGAAAGAAGGCGGAUCUAUUGAUCACUAAGUGUACGAGCACUCGGAUGACGCCGGUAAAUGACCCGGUAGCGGCGCUGGUGCUGUAUGCCAAUGCUAGCGACAUUGACACGGUGUUUGUCAAUGGAAAGAUGGUGAAGGAGAAUGGCCAGCUCGCCGGAAUCAAGUGGCCAGAGGUCCGAAAGAAGUUGGUUAAGUCAAGUAAUGAUAUCAUGGAGAGGGCCAGGGCUGCAGAUAUGGACGAGAUCACCCAUCGGGUUCUGAGCGUCUAUAACCCGGUUGGAGGUUAUAAUGCUAAGAAUGCCCAUAUCUAG
Molecule: messenger RNA, 1452 nt
Organism: Cladophialophora psammophila CBS 110553
Lineage: Eukaryota; Fungi; Ascomycota; Eurotiomycetes; Chaetothyriales; Herpotrichiellaceae
Exons: 1
Coding region: 1-1452 (483 amino acids)
Molecular function (GO): hydrolase activity, acting on carbon-nitrogen (but not peptide) bonds
Source: RefSeq, a predicted model, not a curated record